GCACCUUGGCGCUAAGUUAUUAUAACAUUUUCCGUAUUUUUUCGCCUACUUUUAACGUCUCCGUAUAAGUUCAAAGUGUAGCAAACAUAAAAAAGUUGGUUUAGUUGAAGGUAAACCAAACGUUGACGCUCAAUUUUUUUCAACAACUAUACCAGUUUUUCGCACACAUUACAUACAAUCCAAACACAUUAAACGGUCAAAGUCAAAAACGCGCUCACUCAUAUUUUUAAAAGUACUAACGAUAUUUUAUCAGUGUUGCGCCUUCUUUUUCCGAGUAAUAUUUAUCUAACAAUAUUUUUAUAAUAGUAAUUAAAACUGGUAAUAGUCGAAAUGAGGUUAGUUGGGUGAGCUCGGUGUAACAUCUUGCGUUGAAAAAGAAUCGGCUUUCUUCUUAGACCGGUAUUGCAGUGAAAAUGGAGAUAAUACUGUCGAUAUUGUUUUUGUUGAUGCGAUUUUUCGAUUUUUUAACGACGCCGAUAUUCAAAUAUCGAUCGAAAGGCGCGCGGAAAUUUUUGCCACCGUUAAAAAGUGAUCUGUUGAGGAUUAGUGCUACAGAGUUGGCGAAGAAAAUUCGAAAUAAGGAGAUCUCCAGUGAAGAAAUAUGUCAGGUUUAUAUCGAUAGAAUAAAAGAAGUCAAUCCAAUUUUGAACGCGGUUGUAGAAGAAAGAUUCAGAUAUGCAAUGAGAGAAGCUAAAAACGUAGACGGAUAUUUGAAAACCACAUCUUUGUCGAUCAGGGAAUUGGAGAAAAUAAAACCUCUUUUGGGUGUUCCAAUAACAGUCAAAGAAUGCUGUUCUGUUAAAGAUCUAAGUUUGUGCGUUGGGCUCCAAUCUAGGAAAGGAUUUAAAGCCGAAACUGACGGAGAAGCUGUAGCAAAGAUAAGAAGUAGUGGAGGAAUCGUACUUUUAGUAUCCGCUGCACCUGAAAUGGCUAUGGCUUGGGAAUGCUAUAAUCAUGUAAAUGGUUACACUAAUAAUCCCUACGAUACCACAUGUACUUCUGGAGGAUCAUCUGGAGGUGAAGGGGCACUUCUCGGUGCCUGUGCUUCACUAAUAGGUAUAGGAUCAGACAUAGCAGGUUCUGUGAGAUUACCAGCAGCUUUUAAUGGGGUUUUUGGUCACAAACCUACACCUAGAACAGUUCCUCUCAAAGGUCAUUUUCCAAUCGGACAUGAUGAGAAAUACUACGAUUUUUUAGUAAUUGGACCAUUAGUAAGAUAUGCCUGCGAUUUUAAAUUGAUCAUGAACGCAAUGUGUGGUAGCCGAAUAGGAUCAGAAUUAAAUUUAUAUGAACACGUUGACUUAAGUAAAUUAAACGUUUUCUACUUGGAAAGUCUAAAUUUUAAUGUUACGUUGCCUAGAGUGUCGAAAGAGAUACAAGCAGCUGUGAGGGACUCCGUUAGCCAUUUGAAGAGUCACUGUGGUGCAAAAGUACAUGACUAUAAAUUUGAUGAAUUCAAAAAUGUAUCUGUUGUAUGUGGAUCGUCGAUAUUUUCAUUAAAAGAUAUCCCGAACGUUUUGAAGGGGGAAAAUAGUUUAUUUAUAGUAGAAUUAACAAAGUCCCUUUUUGGAAGAUCAAAAUUUACCCAUAAUCUCAUGGUUUUCUAUUUCUUCGAACUUCUUUUUAAAUAUGUUGUUGGCGAUUACAGUCAAGAUAAUGCCAAAUUAAAAACGUUUAUAGUGGAAAAACUUAAAGAUAAUGGUGUCAUUAUUUUACCGACGUUUCACGAACCAGCGCACAAGCAUAAUCAGGCGAUUUUAAAAAAUGGAUAUGCUUACAUGAUUAUUGCUAAUGCGCUGGGUCUACCUGCUACAAGUAUACCAUGCGGAUUUGAUAAAGAUGGUAUGCCUAUUGGUGUUCAGGUAAUAGCAGCUCCAUAUCAAGACAGAUUAUGCAUAGCCGUGGCAGAGGAAUUAGAGAGGCAUUUUGGUGGAUGGAUUCCUCCUCCAGAGAACGAUUAAUUUUAAAAAAAUAAUUUAUAUUUUUAUUGAAUAAAAAAUACAUAAACACAUU
Sitophilus oryzae (rice weevil) is the source of this 2013-nucleotide messenger RNA. Its product is annotated as fatty-acid amide hydrolase 2-like. The record is from RefSeq and is a predicted model, not a curated record. The transcript has 9 exons. NCBI's taxonomy places the organism in Eukaryota, Metazoa, Arthropoda, Insecta, Coleoptera, Curculionidae. Bases 414 to 1961 code for a protein of 515 amino acids.